Molecule: messenger RNA, 2712 nt
Organism: Exophiala spinifera
Lineage: Eukaryota; Fungi; Ascomycota; Eurotiomycetes; Chaetothyriales; Herpotrichiellaceae
Exons: 2
Coding region: 1-2712 (903 amino acids)
Biological process (GO): positive regulation of transcription by RNA polymerase II
Cellular component (GO): nucleus
Molecular function (GO): transcription cis-regulatory region binding; zinc ion binding; DNA-binding transcription factor activity, RNA polymerase II-specific
Source: RefSeq, a predicted model, not a curated record
AUGGAUAUCCAGAUUCCCUCCCCCUCCGUCUUUCUGAAGAAGUCACCCAUCCUGACACCCGCCCCUACUGUUCCACCAAAGCGGCCAGCCGUUGCGAAACCCAAGGGCAAUGUCACCUCCAAGCCCUCCAACAAAUCAGCGCUGGCAGUUCAAGAUGCGGCAAUAACAAAACCUAAACAAAGCAAGAGUAGAAAUGGUUGCAUGACCUGCAAGAAGAAGCGGUUAAAAUGCGACGAGACCAAGCCGUCGUGCGCCCAGUGUCAGAAGAGGAAUGUCGUCUGCGAAGGGUACAAGAAAGACUACAAGUGGAGAACGUUCGAGGAAACCACCUUUAGCACCAAGUCGAGCUCGAAGAAGAAGGCAUCCCGAUCGAACUCCUUCAACGUCGACCAUUAUGGAACUCAACCACUCAAUAUUUCCAAGGGCGGCAGAUCAAAUCCCAACGAUCCAGCACACGAGGAUGUCCAGCCUCCACAAACAUGGUCUCCUGGUCUGCAUACUGCCUUUACCUCGGCCACCACUGCUUUCAGAGGUUAUCCUCAAGGCUCACCAAGCCCGGAGUUACAGAAUGAGCGUCUGUCAGAGAAGCGACGAUCGCAAUAUCCCAAUCAAAGUCCUGAUUCCGUUUUCAUGCCAGCAUUCGACGCUGAAACCAUCUCACCAGGCCUCGCGUUCGGCGAACAUACCGACCCUUUUAACUUCCGCGCAUCAGCAGCCGAUUCCGCGACAGAGAACAACAGUGCCAGAUCAUUUUCGUCUGGAUCUCCACAGUUGCUCGAUCUUCUCCUACCGGGGACAGACCUGACCCAGCCUCCUGAUCCAUCAGAAUCACGGCCACCAAUGUCACCUUUGCCUUAUCAACCGGAGCCCAACUUGCCAAAUGAAGACGCAUAUGAUGAGGAAAUUAUCCGCUCAGAUACCUUACCAACUACAGGUGGACCGUUUGCUGUACCUGCUGCAGCGACCUGGCAAACCUUCCGCACGUCUUCACCCACCCCUAGCGAGGCGUCGACUACCUCUUCCAAGUCUGACCUUACUAUCCUCGCCCAACCAUCGCUUGAUGCUUCGUCUCCUGAGAUGCUGAUGCUUCGGUUCGACAAGCAGACUUGUGGUAUCUUGUCCGUUAAAGAUGGUCCUACCGAGAACCCAUGGCGCACACUCAUAUGGCCGUUGGCUCGUGAAUCUCCUGCUCUAUACCAUGCCAUCUCGUCGAUGACAGCGUUUCACGGUGCGCAUGAGGUUCCAAUGUUGCACACUCCAGGAAUGGCCCACAUGACAAAGGCAAUCAAGCGUCUUGCCUUCGACAUUCAGAACAUGAGAAUUGACUCAGCUCUUGCCACCACAUUGGCUCUGGCCUUCAGCGAAGGUUGGGACAGUCAUGUCAGUACGGGGGUACAGCACCUACGUGGCGCGAAGCUUAUGGUCAAUAAUGCCAUGGUCAAACAUCGACGCGACAUGCAACUCGGCCAAAUGACGACACAAGAUGCCAGCCGCCUAAAGUUUCUUUGUAAUACCUUUGUCUACAUGGAUGUCAUUGCCCGCCUGACAUCCUUGGAAGAGGCAUCGGAAUUGAACUUUGAAGAGAUUCUUUCCACAGUCAACGCACCAUUCGGAGAUCAGGUCGAAGUUGAUCCUCUAAUGGGCUGUGCGACGACAUUGUUUCCCUUGCUCGGUCGCGUCGCCAACCUUAUUCAGCGUGUUCGCAAGACUGAGACGAAUUCAUUGACUCUGGUGUCUACCGCCAUGGAGCUCAAGGAGCAGUUACAACAAUGGCAAGUGCCCAGUGCCAUGAUGGUCGAGCGUCCAGAAGAUCCGAACUCCGAGGUCCAGCAUUCCAUCCAAACGGCAGAAGCAUACCGUUAUGCAACGCUCCUAUAUCUGCACCAAGCCGUCCCGGAGAUUCCAAGCGAUCCUGCCUCAACGCUGGCCAAGAAAGUGCUUCUGACCCUCGCAUCUGUUCCCUUGUCCUCACGCACAACUAUAAUCCAGAUAUUUCCCCUGUUCGCCGCGAGCUGCGAGGUCACGGACGCAGAUGACCGCAACUGGGUCAUGCAACGCUGGGGAGCGAUGAUGGCCCGUCUGAAGAUCGGCAACGUCAGUGCCUGCUGGAGCGUCAUCCAAGAGGUCUGGAACCGCCGCGACGCCUACGAGAGUGAAAAGGCGAAUCGCCUACUGCGGCGCUAUAACUCUCGUGGAGUGCUCGGCGGCAACUUCGUGCCUCCAGUCUUGACCAUGCCGCCCGGACUGAAGCGCAAGGCAUACACAGUAGACAACGUGAAUGAUGCCUCUGGAGUCUUUGUUGGUCAAGGACCAGGACCAGCACAAGCACAGUCAUCACACGAUAAUCUGGACCCCGCGGAAUCGAGCGCUUUAGAGACGGUAGAUCGACAACUCGAGCCUGGCGGACGGCCUAUCAAACGUCGCGUGACAUUCGAUACUAUGAACGGCGGUCUGCCUUCGAAUAUGCCUGGGACAGGGGCGUUCUCAAUGCCUGGUUCGACCUCUGGAACGAAUUUUUCACGUCGUCCGAUGGGUGGCAUUACCUCACCCGACCAACUUGAGCAUGAGUAUACGGUGCGAGGACAGCUGCAUUGGCUAGGGGUCAUGGCAGAUCGUCAAUGGGAAGGUACGUUCUCUCUUUUUGUUUUCUCCGAUUCCUUUCAUUUCAUUUCUGUCGUCAUGGAUCAUUAUUCAUGUAAAAGUUUUGCGUAA